Molecule: messenger RNA, 3686 nt
Organism: Chionomys nivalis (European snow vole)
Lineage: Eukaryota; Metazoa; Chordata; Mammalia; Rodentia; Cricetidae
Gene: Trim44
Product: tripartite motif containing 44
Exons: 5
Coding region: 467-1507 (346 amino acids)
Molecular function (GO): zinc ion binding
Source: RefSeq, a predicted model, not a curated record
ACCUGCGCUGGAGCUUCUCCUUCCGGGGGGAUGCUCAGCCCCGCGGGAAAACGCAGAAAAAGGCUCUUGCCGCUUUAAGUGACUCAGGAAGUGAAAGGAGGCCGCUGACGGUGAGGGGCAAGUGGAACCGGGGCGGCGCGGGCCCGCGGCGGCCGCGAUCUUGUCUGGCCACGGAGGCUGAGCUGCGCGGCGGGCGCGGGGGCCGACGGGGCGCGGGCAGCCGAGCCGGAAGUGGCGCGUGAGGGACGAGGCGCAGCGCGGCGCGCAGCGGAGAGAGGCCGAGUGGGCGGCAGGCCCAGCGCUGUCGGCUGGCCGGGCCCAAGGCCUCAGCGGUGCAGACGCGGCGCGGCCCAGCGGGGCGGGCGGGCGGUCCCCGGGGAGCAGGCGGGCGUGCGUGCGGUGGCCCCGCGCGGUGCAGGCGGAGAGCACGUCAGCCGCUAGGCCUCGGCCGCGGCCCUGCAGCCACAUGGCCUCCGGAGUGGGCGCGGCCUGCGAGGAGCUGCCUCCCGAUGGCACGUGUGACGAGUGCGAGCCCGACGAGGCUCCCGGGGCCGAGGAGGUGUGCCGCGACUGCGGCUUCUGCUACUGCCGCCGCCACGCCGACGCGCACCGCCAGAAGUUCCUCAGCCACCGCCUGGCCGAGUACGUCCAUGGCGCCCAGGCUUGGACCCCGCCUGCCCGCGAGGACGACGAGGCCCCCGAAGACGUCGAGGCCAAAGGGGAGCCCGAGGGAGAGGUAGAGAGCGAGGUGGGGGAAGAAGAGAGCGAGUUGGAGGAGGACAGUGAGUCGGAAGAGGAGAGCGAGACGGAGGAAGACAGUGAGGAUGAGAGCGAGGAGGAGAGUGAGGAAGAAGAAGACAGCGAGGAAGAGAUGGAGGAUGAGCAGGAAAGCGAGGCGGAGGAAGACAACCAAGAAGGAGAGUCCGAGGCAGAGGGAGAAACUGAGGCAGAAAGCGAAUUUGACCCCGAAAUAGAGAUGGAAGCGGAGAGAGUGGCCAAGAGGAAGUGUCCGGACCAUGGGCUGGAUUUGAGCACCUAUUGCCAGGAAGACAGGCAGCUCAUCUGUGUCCUGUGUCCUGUCAUUGGGGCUCACCGGGGCCACCAGCUGUCCACACUCGAUGAGGCCUUCGAAGAACUGAGAAGCAAAGAUUCGGGUGGACUGAAGGCGGCUAUGAUAGAGUUGGUGGAAAGGUUAAAGUUCAAGAGCUCAGAUCCUAAAGUAACUCGAGACCAGAUGAAGGUAUUUAUACAGCAGGAAUUUAAGAAAGUUCAGAAAGUGAUUGCUGAUGAGGAGCAGAAGGCCCUUCAUUUAGUGGACAUCCAAGAAGCAAUGGCCACAGCUCAUGUGACUGAGAUACUGGCGGACAUCCAAUCUCACAUGGAUAGGUUGAUGACUCAGAUGGCCCAGGCCAAGGAACAACUUGAUACCUCUAAUGAAUCAGCUGAGCCAAAGGCAGAGGGUGACGAAGAAGGACCCAGUGGUGCCAGUGAAGAAGAGGACACAUGAAGAUGAACCUUUCCUCGUGGAAAACACCCCUUCCCUGUGUGUAUGUGACAGCGUGUAUGUAAUGGCUUCUGAUAUCUGUGAAAGCUGCCUGGCAACAAACUUCUUCCACUGGAUAUGUCCCCAGAUCCACAGCAGGCACACAUGUCGCCAAGAGACAACAAGUUUUAUGAGUACUGACUGUGUGCUUCUUGUUCUCUUGUGGUAGGUCAUGGGAAGAGCCCCUUUGAUCAACUUGGAGGCUCUUCAGGCAACUCCCCAAAGGCUGCUUUUGAACUUACUUACUCAGGAAAGCCAGCCCCUGGAAUAUUGUGCAAGUCAACAGUAUCACUUUCUUAGGAAGGUUCUAGAAUAUCUUGAAAGGAAAUAAGUUUUUUCCUUACCUGCAAACAGAAAACCCACUUGGUUUGUACUGAAGCUUACAGCAAAUGAGGCCAAGCAGGGCCGCACUGGCUCCUUAGACAGUCUCUCACAGUCCAGUCCUGCCUUUGUGAAAGGCAUUAGAGCAACUGGAUGGAACAUGGGGUUGAAAAAAGAGUCCAGAGCUAGAAAGAAGAUAUUUUUAGUAUAUGGUAUUAUCUAGGACUUGAGAUUCAUAAUUCAGUGCUGAGAAAAUGGGAAAAGUGAUUGAAGAGGUAGAAAGGAAAUGACUUUAAGGAAAAGAACAAAGAAAUCUGAUUAAAAGUUGAAAUCAGUGUUUCAGAAUUCAGAUUGCCCAGAUUUUCCAAAUUGUCACUAAAGUGUCUGAUAGAACCUGAAUUCUUGGGCUAGCUGUAUGGACUACUAUGUCUGUCACAGCAUAGAAGACUAGCAUGUAUAUCACCAGGUGGGAAUUGUCACUGUAAAAUUUACCAGUUCCACCCCCAGGUUAGCCUAAGGUGGCUUCAGUGCACUGUGAUGAGAAUCCAUGCCACUCGCUGGCUGGCUGGAUUCAGAUCCAUCUGCCAGCAAACAUUCCCUCUCUUUCCUACAGUUGGAAUCCUCCUUCUCUCUGCAGCAGGCCUUCAGUUCACCUCCCACACCCCAGCUCUCCCCUCCCAUGUAGCAUGAGCAGGCAUGCCCCAGAGCUGCAUUUCUUGGCCUUCUCCAAUUUCCAGGUCACAGUUCUUACAACCACACUUUUCAGGGUCAAGGAAGCAGUGGUGUAUUGGGAGAUACCCAACUGCAAGCUCACACACACACACACACACACACACACACACACACACAUCUCGAGACAUGAGUUUUUCUUACCAAAUGAUUUAAAGCCAGGGGAUAACAUUGUGUUGUAAUAGAACAAACAGUUGUUAGAGAAGAGACUGUUCAUACUCUUACACUGUAGAGAUAAGGUAGGAGACUUGGAAGGUAAUGCUCAUUUGCAGGUGGGCAGUGUGUUCUCUCCCUCUGCUUGUGUGGUAUUUCCAUGUUAACACUGAGAUUCUGUUUGAACUGUAUUCAGGCAAACUUGCAGUUGCUGUUGACCAAGCUCUAGACUUUCAGUGUCUCUGAGGUAGAUCCAAGGAGUCUGCCUUGGGAGAAAUCCCCCUUUUCUUGCCUGCCUGCUUGCCUGCCUAUAGCCUGUAUACUUAUCACAAAGCUUUAGGGGCUAAUGUGUGUACAGGAUAGUUCUGAGGCAGAAUCAGCACAUGCUUACUGUAGGGUCCUAUUUAUAUCAUUGUUCAAUCCUGUGCAUGCUAUAAAAUGAUUUAUUCCUUUGAGGCCAGGAAACUGCUAAGCCUGUAUGCUCUAGGUUAGGAUUACCCUAGCUUACUACACAUAUAAGGGUGUCGGGAGGGAGGAGUUUAAAAUUAAUAUAUAUAUUCAUUCACAAACUGGUGGCUAGUAGACAACUUAGACAAUUUUGAUCCUUUACCAUCUGUCUGCAAAGACUGGAGAAUUUAAUACACCCUGAGUUAACAACCUCCAGUAAUAUCCUGUUUUAAAAAUUCUUUACAAAGGACCAAAACUACUCUAGAAAAAAAUGUAGAAAAUCAUAAGAUUGAAAAUACUUCAGAUUUUGGAAGCUUGUGUUGUCUUUCCCCAGUAAUCAUUGUUUGAUCUUUACAUGUUGACCUUGUAUUACCAAUGGACAGAUCAUUGGCUUUUCACACCUAAUCAUGCUAUUAUUAUAUCAGGAUUUGGGAAAUCCAAGCAUUUAUGUAGUGGUUAUAAACAGAACUAUAAAAAUAUUUGCCAACUUGUC